Molecule: messenger RNA, 871 nt
Organism: Lineus longissimus
Lineage: Eukaryota; Metazoa; Nemertea; Pilidiophora; Heteronemertea; Lineidae
Product: phospholipase A2-like
Exons: 5
Coding region: 38-628 (196 amino acids)
Biological process (GO): arachidonate secretion; phospholipid metabolic process
Source: RefSeq, a predicted model, not a curated record
GCACAUCGGCAACUUCAAACCAAACAAUGGUGGCGACAUGAAGAGAACAUAUUUGAGAAUGGUGAGCUGGUUGUCGGUGGCUAUCGUCUGCUACUGUUUGACUCUCGUGGUCGGAGUGGAAUCUCACUUGGAUAGGGUGAAAAGGGAUAUAGACUGUCAUCGUGAAGCAGUAAAACGGACAGUCGCGGGGCCACCGUUCACCAAGGCACGCCGUUAUGUCUACGACACGCAUCUAAGCCGAUGCCGUCGAACCCUCCACAGAGAAAGAAGGUCAAGUUCCUUGAUGUACCCAGGUACUAAAUGGUGUGGUCCUGGAAAUAAUGCCAAAGAUUUCAACGAUCUCGGCACGGAGCGCGAAACCGACAAAUGCUGUCGAACACACGACCACUGCAAAGAUUUCAUAGCGGGAAGCAGCUCUGCGAAUAAUAAAUACAAGCUAGCAAAUACAAGUCCCUAUACAGCAUCUAGCUGCAAGUGUGAUGCAAUCUUAUACAGAUGCCUGAAAAUGGCAAACACCGAAGCUUCCAAUGGAGUGGGUAAUCUCUUCUUUAAUGUAUUCCAAAUACAAUGCUUUAAAGGCGACGGGAAAGGCGGGUACACUUUUUCAUCGACGGCAUCCUAUAGAUAAAAACACUGGCCUUUUGGACAAGUUAAAAAAUAUUGUGAACAGUAGAACUUUUUUACAAUAGCCGGUUAGUCAUAGCGAUUGGCCGUUUGAUGGGAGAGGAGUCAACAUUUCGGUGUGCGCCAGGAUGGCGAGAUACCCUUUUGAUCAGGCAGGGUGUGCAAUACCAACCAUGACAUGAGUAUAGAGACAGAUGCUUAGUACUUCCUGUUUAUAUCUAGUAUAGCAAUAAAACACUGUAUCACA